GGGAAGAGAGCGGCCGACAAGUUUGGGCGCGCGCAGGCGGCGGGCCGCUGGCACCGUGCGCCCCGGGAGGGGCGGCCGCCGCUCCGGGCUUGGCGUCCCGGGCGCACUUUGGCUAUGGAUUCUCCCGUGCGAAGGCGGCUGCACCUUUGCUCCCGCCGCCUCCUGCUUCUCGCCUCCGGACUCCUUCUGCCUCUCUGCGGCGCCUUCAACCUAGAUGUGGACAGUCCUGCCGAGUACUCUGGCCCGGAGGGAAGUUACUUCGGCUUCGCGGUAGAUUUCUUCGUGCCCAGCGCGUCUUCUAGGAUGUUUCUUCUGGUGGGAGCUCCCAAAGCAAACACUACCCAGCCUGGAAUUGUAGAAGGAGGGCAAGUGCUCAAAUGUGACUGGUCUUCUAGCCGCCGGUGCCAACCAAUUGAAUUUGAUGCAACAGGCAACAGAGAUUAUGCCAAGGAUGAUCCAUUGGAAUUUAAAUCCCACCAGUGGUUUGGAGCAUCUGUGAGGUCAAAACAGGAUAAAAUUUUGGCCUGUGCUCCCUUGUACCACUGGAGGACUGAGCUGAAACAGGAGAGAGAGCCUGUUGGAACUUGCUUUCUUCAAGAUGGAACAAAGACUGUUGAGUAUGCUCCAUGCAGGUCAAAAAAUAUUGAUGCUGAUGGACAGGGAUUUUGUCAAGGAGGAUUCAGCAUUGAUUUUACUAAAGCUGACAGAGUACUUCUUGGUGGUCCUGGUAGUUUUUAUUGGCAAGGUCAGCUUAUCUCGGAUCAAGUGGCAGAAAUUGUAUCUAAGUAUGACCCCAACGUUUAUAGCAUCAAGUAUAAUAAUCAGUUAGCCACUCGGACUGCACAAGCAAUUUUUGAUGACAGUUAUUUGGGUUACUCAGUGGCUGUCGGAGAUUUCAACGGUGAUGGCAUAGAUGACUUUGUUUCGGGAGUUCCAAGAGCAGCAAGAACUCUGGGCAUGGUUUAUAUUUAUGAUGGGAAAAACAUGUCCUCCUUGCACAAUUUUACUGGUGAGCAGAUGGCUGCAUAUUUCGGAUUUUCUGUCGCUGCCACUGACAUUAAUGGGGAUGAUUAUGCAGAUGUGUUUAUUGGAGCACCACUUUUCAUGGAUCGAGGCUCUGAUGGCAAACUCCAAGAGGUGGGGCAGGUCUCCGUGUCUCUGCAGAAAGCUUCCGGAGAAUUCCAGACUACAAAACUGAAUGGGUUUGAGGUCUUUGCACGGUUUGGCAGUGCCAUAGCUCCUUUGGGAGAUCUGGACCAGGACGGCUUCAAUGAUAUUGCAAUUGCUGCUCCCUAUGGGGGUGAAGAUAAAAAAGGAAUUGUUUAUAUUUUCAAUGGAAGAUCAACGGGCUUGAACACAGUGCCAUCUCAGAUCCUCGAAGGGCAGUGGGCUGCACAGAGCAUGCCACCAAGCUUUGGCUAUUCCAUGAAGGGAGCCACAGACAUAGACAAGAAUGGAUAUCCAGACUUAAUUGUAGGAGCUUUUGGUGUAGAUCGAGCUGUGUUAUACAGGGCCAGACCUGUUAUCACCGUAAAUGCUGGCCUUGAAGUAUAUCCUAGCAUUUUAAAUCAAGACAAUAAAACCUGCCCAUUGCCUGGGACAGCUCUCAAAGUUUCCUGUUUUAAUGUCAGGUUCUGUUUAAAGGCAGAUGGCAAAGGAGCACUUCCAAGGAAACUUAACUUCCAGGUGGAGCUUCUUUUGGAUAAACUCAAGCAAAAGGGAGCAAUUCGGCGAGCACUGUUUCUCCAUAACAGGUCCCCGGGUCACUCCAAGAACAUGACAAUUUUUAGAGGGGGACAGAUGCAGUGUGAAGAGCUGAUAGCAUAUCUGCGGGAUGAAUCUGAAUUUAGAGACAAACUUACUCCAAUUACUAUUUUUAUGGAGUAUCGGUUGGAUUAUAGAACGGCCGCUGAUGCCACAGGCUUGCGUCCCAUCCUGAACCAGUUCACCCCUGCUAACCUCAGUCGACAGGCUCAUAUUCUACUUGACUGUGGUGAAGACAAUGUCUGUAAACCCAAACUAGAAGUUUCUGUAAAUAGUGAUCAAAAGAAGAUCUAUAUUGGAGACGACAACCCUCUCACAUUGAUUGUUAAGGCUCAGAAUCAAGGAGAAGGUGCCUAUGAAGCUGAGCUCAUCAUUUCCAUGCCACCUCAGGCUGAUUUCAUUGGGGUUGUCCGAAAUAGUGAAGACUUAGCAAGACUUUCCUGUGCAUUUAAGACAGAAAACCAAACCCGCCAAGUGGUAUGUGACCUGGGGAACCCAAUGAAGGCUGGAACUCAACUCUUAGCUGGUCUUCGAUUCAGUGUACACCAGCAAUCAGAGAUGGAUACUUCUGUAAAAUUUGAUUUACAAAUCCAAAGCUCUAAUCUUUUUGACAAAGUAAGCCCAGUUGUAUCUUACAGAGUUGACCUUGCUGUUAUAGCUGCUGUUGAGAUAAGAGGAGUCUCAAGUCCUGAUCAUAUCUUUCUUCCGAUUCCAAAUUGGGAGCACAAGGAGAACCCUGAGACUGAAGAAGAUGUUGGGCCAGUUGUUCAGCACAUUUAUGAGCUGAGAAACAAUGGUCCCAGUUCAUUCAGCAAAGCCAUGCUAAAUCUUCAGUGGCCUUAUAAAUAUAACAACAACACUUUGUUGUACAUCCUUCAUUAUGACAUCGAUGGGCCAAUGAACUGUACUUCAGAUAUGGAGAUCAACCCUUUGAGAAUCAAGAUCUCAUCUUUGCAAACAGCUGAGAAGAAUGACACAAUUGCUGGGCAAGGUGACCGGAACCAUCUCAUCACAAAGCGAGAUCUCGCCCUUAGUGAAGGAGAUGUUCACACUUUGGGUUGUGGAAUUGCUCAGUGCUUGAGGAUUGUCUGCCAGGUUGGACGACUAGACAGAGGCAAGAGUGCAAUCCUGUACGUAAAGUCUUUACUGUGGACUGAGACCUUUAUGAAUAAAGAAAACCAGAAUCAUUCGUAUUCUCUGAAGUCAUCUGCUUCAUUUAAUGUCAUAGAGUUUCCUUACAAAAACCUUCCAAUUGAGGAUAUCUUCAACUCCACAUUAGUUACCACUAAUGUCACCUGGGGCAUCCAGCCAGCCCCCAUGCCUGUGCCUGUGUGGGUGAUCAUUUUAGCAGUUCUGGCAGGAUUGCUGUUGCUGGCUGUCUUAGUUUUCGUAAUGUACAGGAUGGGCUUUUUUAAACGUGUUCGGCCACCUCAAGAAGAACAGGAAAGGGAACAGCUUCAACCUCAUGAAAAUGGUGAAGGAAACUCAGAAACUUAACUGUGAUUUUUGAAUACUGCAUCCUAGAUCACUAGAAUUACCAGCUUGAUUGUAGAGUUCAAUUUCCUUCAUGAGGAAUAAAAUUAUAAGACUUCUGCUGAAGGUACUCAGUGACUUCCGUCUAACCACAAAAUUGAGAGCAAUAUUUGUUGCCCUUCUCUUUAUAAAUAAGUUCAGACAGGUUCAUACACAUACAUUGCCCUAGAUAUUUAAAUAAUAAAAUUUCACGUGAUGGUUUUUAUUCAAUGUACAUAAGACAGGUAGUGCCUCACUUACUACUUUAUAUAAAAUAGUAUCUAUUACAAUUUUCAUUUCUGAUUUAGUAUUUUGGGUUUUGCUGCUUAUUGUUGUUGUUUUAAAGUAAUCUAAAUUUGGACCUUAGCAUUCACAUUUUUUUUUUGUACAGGUACUUAAUACAUAUUACACUACAGUUGACUUGUAAAGCUACUAAAAGCUUUGUAAUUACCUGAACUUGGAUUUUAAUAUCUGUUACAUAGUAGAACUUUUUAAAAAAUUUAUGAUACCACCAGAAUUAUUUCCUGGAAACUGGGUGUUUAGGUUUAGCUCAGUGGUUGCGCAUGUGCUUAGCAUAUAUGACCUUGAGUUCAAUCCCCAGCCCUGGGGAGAAGUUUUUUCUGUAAUAAUAACGGUACAAUGUUUUAAUAUGAAAAUUGGGUACAUGUGAUUAAUUUUUAUUUAUAUUUAAUCCGUAAUCUGUUUUAUUACUUUAAUUUGUAUAGUUUAAGUCCUACAAGAAAUCCUUUAAGCCAACCUAUAUAAAAAUGUAGUCUGUAUUCAAAAAUACCUUUUUGUGUAUGUAAUAGUGUAAUUUCAGCUCAAUAUCCUGAUGGUUAAAGCCAUACGAAGUUGGAAAUCAUUUCCAAAGCACAUCUAUCCCAUUGUUUUCAUCUGGCUAUUUACAAUACACUUAAAGAAAGCAUUUUAAUUGAAAGACUAUUACUUUAUUAAUAGUAUGUUCUUAGAUUAGAGUGGAGUCUUUAGUUAUUAAUUUAUUUUCCUCCUAUAUAUGUAUUUUUCCUUGUAUUUCUAAAAUUCUUGCAAUAACGGGUCAAGAUCAUUUUCAUUACAGACAGGAACCUGAGUCCCCAUUCCCACCCCAUGAGAAAUUCAUGAGAUCAAAACUCUUCAGGUAGCUCCAUGGUUUACUUCUAGCAGUAGCAUGACGCUACUCCCAUGGGUGGUUCCUCAGUUUAAUCAAGGUAAUGUGCAAAACCAGUCUCAGUUAUCAGAAUAACUACAAAAAGGUAUUUUUAUAAGCUGUUCAACUUAUUGAAAACCUUUUAAAGCUUUCUAAAGUUUUUUCUUUUUUAACAGAAAUUACUUUUUUAAUAAAAGCAGCAUAGGCAGCAAGUUGUAGUUUUAUAUGCCUGCAGCGUGGUGAAUCUUCUGGUGGAAUGUAUGAUUUAUUCACAGUUCCUCAAGGCCUAGGGAUGACUUUUAAUUAUCCCUAUUUUGUGCAAUUACAUCAUGUUGUACUCAAGAAAUUAAGACUUUAGUAGCUUUUUAACUGCUGUCCUCAUUAGGCAAUGAUAAAUGUUUCCCUUAAAUAAUUGACUAUUUUUUUCUGUAUUUUAAAAAUAAUUGCAAUUUAUCUUGCCAUAUUGUGUUAUAUAAGCACAAGUGAAUGAUCUGAACUGGAGAAUAUAUUCACAAAGUAGAACCACAUUUAGAUGCAAGUUAGAACACAGAAAAAAACUUGUAUUUAGCUUUAGUGAGUUUUAAAAUUAAUGGGUUUUGGAAUGUAGAAUUUAUUAGUAGCUUGAAAGAUCUCAAUCAUAUGCAAUAAGUAUUUUUAUUGCCAAUAAAUUUAAAUUCUUUUAAGAAAAAAAUAUUUUUAUCCUAGGGCCAAUUGUUGCCUACCACCAAGCAGUCACUAAGUUGGUCUAUAGCAACUUUUUCCAUAUUUGUUUUUCCAUCUAAGAGCUGUCAUUUAUAAAAAUACACUCUGAAUAGAAAUUCAUUCUUCAGUAGGUAUUAGUAUUUGCUUUCAUUUAGUCUUUUCCUUUUAUGAACUCUAUCUCAAGGAAUUUCUAUUGGAGAUUGAAAGAUGCUGUAGUUGGAAAUUAACAAGAUGUUUUAAAUUGCUUUUAUGAAAUGUAGUAUUAGGUAAUAGUAUGGAUUUUCUUUCAAAAAUGAACACAUAUAUCUCUACAAAAAUAUGGAGUAUAAUUUGAAAGUCUAUUCUGAGGAAAAUGUUGGGAUUAUUACCCUAAAGUGGCACAUGAGUAUAUUUGACUAAAUAAUAAUAAAAAAAAUAGUUCUAUGGAAUCUAUUUUAGUUGUCAAACAUUUCAAAUACUACCGUAUUUGUGAUUUAUUGAAAAUUAAAAUUAAUUUCAAAGUAGAAAAUUCUCAUUAUUCUGAGAAUUUUUAAAAAAUGAGUUAGAAGAUAUUAAAACCAUUUGCCAUAGUUGAGAAAUAUUGAUACUGAUAUUGGUUUCUUUUUUAGGGUAUUCAUUUUGGAAUUGGUAUUUUGAGAAAAUUUGUGUGAGGGUCACUUUUUUCAUUUUCCUUUCUUUUAUGAUCAAUUAUCAAAAAUUCUGAUCAAUUCUUUGUCAUUGUAAAAGGUAAACAAAUUAGAAUGUCAUUGCCACAUUUAUGCCUGUGUUAUGAAAUUACUUAUUCAUAAUUAAUUCUCGUGAAUAUCAUAUUUAUAUUUAUAUAAAGAGAAAAUCCAAGUGUUGAUAAAAGAGAGUAUAUUGGCUUCUUUAAGAGAGCUGAGAAAGAUUUUUGAUAUUGAAUCAUGACCCUAAGAAGAGAUUUAUGGGGCACAUUUAUAGUAUAUAGCAAAUCAGCUAGUUUUUGUAAAGCAAACAGAAUGUGAAGUUGAUAUACGUUACUCUGUUGAUGAGCCGGAUGGACAAGAAGAGGUUGUUGUUAUACCUGUGGUGUGGCCAUUGCCUAUCUCAGUGUCAGCUUGUUUGUACUCUUGGAUAAAUUGCAUAGCUAGUAAUUUGAUAAAUAACAACAAAAAAAUCUGAUAAAUUAAUUAUGGGAUCCAAAAAGUAAAUGAAAUUAAUUAAUAUAUCUGUGCUUUGGAAAAAUUUCCUUUUAACCUGUCGAAUGAUGAGUUUGAACAAUGAACUUUUGGAUAUGCAGCAUGGAAUAUGUUCUUGUAUUUUAUUGUAAUUUCUGAUACCUAAUGAACUUCUUGGAAAAGGUGUUGAAUCUUUGGUGGUUUUCGUUGUCAUUGUUAUCAAGUGCAAUAUAACAAUGUAACCAAACCUAGCUAAUAUCAAAUUUAUCAUUAAUUUAGUAAGCCUAAAGAGCAGAGAUUUAGUAGUAUUUCUGUUAGUGGGAAAGAAUGUUUCUGCUGUGGAUGUACAAAGAAGUUAUUUGCCCUUAAACACUCCAUUCUAUGGUUUAUUUCAGGCUGAAUAUGAACUGUUCCUUACCAGCUUUGAAACACUUUGAAAUAUCUUAAGGUAACUUGGAAGCUGUAUAUAUUAAAAUAAUUUGCUACCUAAGUAACACAGAAAGUAAUCAUCUUUAUUUAGCUUCUCUUGUGAUCACCCACAUUGGGUGAGACAUGAAAUGAGUUUUUUCCUCAAAUCUGUCAUUUGCUAACUUGGUUUGAGUUAGUGAAAGCUGAUACAGUGUUCUGCUUAGUUUCCCAUGUGUACCUUGUGACUGUACAAUAAACUUGAGCGUAUGGUGCCA
Ictidomys tridecemlineatus (thirteen-lined ground squirrel) is the source of this 6941-nucleotide messenger RNA. RefSeq names its product integrin subunit alpha V (gene Itgav). The record is from RefSeq and is a predicted model, not a curated record. Gene Ontology annotation, molecular function: integrin binding. NCBI's taxonomy places the organism in Eukaryota, Metazoa, Chordata, Mammalia, Rodentia, Sciuridae. Gene Ontology annotation, cellular component: external side of plasma membrane; integrin complex. Gene Ontology annotation, biological process: cell adhesion mediated by integrin; cell-matrix adhesion; cell-cell adhesion.